CAACUCGUUAAUGGCAUCACACGUGAGAAGUAAGCAGCUGUUUUUCCAGGAUUGGAAGAAGAAAAAGAACGGAUGUUUGGUUGUAGCCGCAGGUGUAUCUUCCUCUCCAGUUACAGAGCUGAUCAAUUGCUCAAAUUUGUGAAUCCAUGUGUGAACUCGGAGCUACCUAAUUACCUUCAGGGACAGUGUUGUUAUUAUAGUAUGAGCUAUAAUAAGAAGAUGACGGGGCCAAAAGUUCGUUUGGAAGGAUUUGACUGCGGUAAUAAGCAAAAGACGGUCACUCGUCUGUGGAGACCAAUUUCUACUUUGUCCAAUUCUAUGGAUGAUGGAGGUCGACUUCGAGAAGCACAGUGUAGUGCAUCGAGCUCCAUGUCAGAUUCUCAACAAGUGACAAAGGUUGUUGAAGCUGUUACGGAAAUAAUUGACUCAACUAUCAGUUUAAGCGAGCUGGGUGAUCGCAUUGAUGACAGAUCUUUAAAAGAAGAGUCUAUCAUUUCUCCUGAAAAGCAUUCACUUACAAUUGAGGUGGGUGCUUCUCUAAUUCGGUUUAUCAAAGGAAAAGGAGGAUCUAGACAAGUAAAAUUUGAAGAGGAGAUGGGGGUUAAGAUUACCCUUCCAUCAUCAAAGGAGGAUGAAUCUGUUAUCAUUGAAGGCCACUCAAUUGAUAGCUUAACCAGAGCAUCUGAAAAAAUACAAGCUAUUAUAGAUGAGGCAGUUAAGAGCCCGAAUCUUGACUAUUCUCACUUCAUAUCUCUUCCAUUGGCUUUACACCCAGAAUUGGUUGAUAGGCUAAUCAACUUUCAGAACUCCAUAUUGAAAGAAGGAGUGGAGAGUAAUUCCAAUGAAGAUACAACUGACAAUGAAAAAAAGGACCAAGAAUCAAGCAAGGGGAAUGAUGUGGCAGUUGAACUUAAAGUUGAAGAUGACAGACUUGUGAAAGUGGAUCUGACUAGUAUACCUAUGGUUAGUUAUGCACCUAAAGCAUCAAGGUCACCUACUUUAUCUGAAUUGGGAAUAGACAGAUCCAUAUUCAUCAACCCUAAAACAUUCCACUUAACUGUGCUGAUGUUGAAGCUUUGGAAUAAAGAGCGAGUUAAUGCAGCUUCAGAGGUUUUGAAGAGUGUAUCAAUGAAAGUGAUGGAAGCCCUGGAUAAUCGACCUCUUACGGUCAGGCUCAAGGGGCUGGAUUGCAUGAGAGGUCCCUUAUCAAAAGCUCGUGUGAUUUAUGCUACUGUGGAAGAAAUUGGGAGUGAAGACAGACUUUUAAAAGCUUGUCAGGUCAUCAUUGAUGCAUUCAUUGAGGCGGGACUUGUUCUAGAAAAAGAUGCUAAACAAAAGUUAAAGUUACACGCCACACUGAUGAAUGCAAGGCAUAGGAAAGGGAAGUUCAGGAAACAGAAUGAUUCCUUCGAUGCAAGAGGUAUAUUCAAACAAUUUGGAUCCAAGGAAUGGGGGGAGUAUCCUAUUGGCGAAGUUCACCUUUCACAGCGUUUUGUAUAUGAUAAGAACGGAUAUUAUCAUUGCUGCGCUUCAAUACCUUUUCCCGAUAACUCGCGAGCAGAUUGAUUCACAAUUUAGGUUUCACACUUCAACUUGAGUACAUAACUAGAAAAAUUACUCAAAUGGAACUUGUAAAUCCUUAUGCAUCUCCAACAUUUUUAAAAAGACUUAAUUGCUGCUAUAGUAUGCAUGCUUGCAACUAGCUUUUGUUUUCUGCA
Molecule: messenger RNA, 1718 nt
Organism: Mercurialis annua (annual mercury)
Lineage: Eukaryota; Viridiplantae; Streptophyta; Magnoliopsida; Malpighiales; Euphorbiaceae
Exons: 14
Coding region: 73-1566 (497 amino acids)
Biological process (GO): DNA alkylation repair; regulation of DNA-templated transcription
Cellular component (GO): nucleus
Molecular function (GO): RNA binding
Source: RefSeq, a predicted model, not a curated record